Messenger RNA from Varanus komodoensis (Komodo dragon), 7230 nucleotides. It is a transcript of the gene ARHGEF17, whose product is annotated as Rho guanine nucleotide exchange factor 17. Bases 1 to 6780 code for a protein of 2259 amino acids. Lineage: Eukaryota; Metazoa; Chordata; Lepidosauria; Squamata; Varanidae. Gene Ontology annotation, biological process: actin cytoskeleton organization. The record is from RefSeq and is a predicted model, not a curated record. The transcript has 21 exons. Gene Ontology annotation, molecular function: protein binding; guanyl-nucleotide exchange factor activity.
AUGGCGGAGGGGAGAGGUCCCCUCUACAGGAGCGUCUCCUUCAGGCGCCUCGAGAGGUGGAUCGGGCCGGGAGGGGCGGAGGAGGGCGGCGGCCCCCGGGGGGAGCUGCAGCAGCAGCAGCGCCCGGGCGCACAGGCGUGCCAGGCUCAGCCUCCCAGCGCCAGGGCGCAGCAGCCGCCGUCGUCACCGGAGCCCAUCGGGCGGCGGUCGCCCAGCCGCGCCGCUUCCUUCAGCGUCUCCCGCAACGUCGUCAAGAUCGCCUCCGCCUCGGCUGGGCCGGACCAGCCGCCGCCGCCGCCCGGGGGCCGAGCCCUGCGGAGCCUCUCGCCGUCGGUGCGCCAACUUUCCCGGCGCUUCUGCGCGCCCCCGGGGGCGGACGGCGAGCAGCAGCCCGGCGAGGCGGCCCGCGGGAGAGCCACCUGUUGCGGGAGCAAGCGAGACCCCCGCGCCGGGCCCGCCGAUGAGUCCGGCGGAGAGGAGCCGCCGCCGCCGCCGCCGCGGGGCAAAGCGCUGAGCGAGCCCCGCAAAGGCGGCGAGGCGGCGCUCGACUGGCCCAGCGUGACCGAGAUGCGCAAACUUUUCGGCGAGAGCUUUCGGCGGCAGCAGGCGGCGCCGGGCUCCGGCAUGGGCGACGCCGCGGACGACGCGCCGGGGCUCCGCGCGGGCCCGCACAGCCUGGCGGGCAGAGCGCGGGAUCCGGCGCCGGGGAGCGCCGCCCCGCACCUGCGUGGAGCCGUGGACGGCGGCGGCGGCGCCCCGCUGGCCGACGGGGCCGGGCCGGGCGGCAGGGAAGAGCGCAGGCCCGUCGCCUGGCGCGAGGAGCGCAAGGAGACCCCGCCGCCGCCGCCGCCCCGCAGCUGCAUCCCCUUUCCGGGUCUCCGGGCGCACCGGGCGCUCGGGCCGCCCCCCAGAGCCGAGGCCGAGCGGCCGCCGCCGCAGCCACCCCAACUGUGGGAUAGUUUGCAUUCCUCGCAUAGUUCCUCCAAGCCGCAAGCUGCCCCUGGCUCCCCCUCGCCGCCCCCCGCCGCCGCCGCCGCCUCCUCGCCAGCCAUCAGCGGCUUCGCGGGCCAGGGGAUCUCCGGCAGCGAGGAGGCGCUGCUGCCGCCCGGCCCCGGGGCGCCCCAGCCCGCUUUCGCCCCCUCCGGCACUGGCAGCAGCUGGUCCCUGUCUCCAGAGAGGUCUUCGGGGAGUGAGGAGGAGGAGGACCCCCUGCAGCCCCCCAGGAAGCACUCCAUCCGGAAGACAUGGAAAGACCCCAGCCUCCAGGACCAGGCCUUGAGCAGGAAUGGGCUGGCGGGGAUGGAGUGGUACCUCAAGGCCCAGCAGGACGUUUCCCAGUACCCCCUGCUGCCUGCGGAUGAAAGGACCAGGUCAUCGCCCACUGCCAGCCUCCUUGGGGAGGCCAGGACUGGACGCAGCACCAGGGCCCCCAAAUCGUUUGUUCGGGGUGCGCCUGAAGGCAGCGGCUCUGUUCUUGGCCCGCCUGGGGCCCUGGUCUCAGCAUCUCCCCUCCCGCUGGUCUCCCGUGUCUCCAAAGUGAACAUCCCCCCUUUCGUGCCAAGCCCUUGCGGGUCGCGGAGCAGCAGUCGUUACUCGAGUACGGAGACCCUGAAGGAUGAAGACCUCCAUGGGGCCCCCUGGACUGGCCAAGCCAGGAGCUUCCCGAGUGGGCUGGGGAUAUAUCGGUCCCCGAGCUUCAACCAAAGCGACAGCCUCGCCCGGCUGCAGCCACAGAUCCGAGCUCACCCAAAGCUGCCUUCAGGGGUUGUCAAAACGAAGCAAGAGGCCCUGGCUUUUGAAGGCCUCCACACCUGUGCCCUUGAAGCCAAGGAAGAGGCCAAGCACAGGAAGUCCAUGUCCAACCCAGACAUUGCCACAGAGACGCUGGCCCUCCUCUCCUUCCUCAAGUCGGACCUCUCCGAGCUGAAGGCGCGGAAAAAAGGGCCCAGGUUGGGUGUUCAAGAGGAGACGGCCCUCGGCAGCUCCAGCAGGAAUGAGAGUUACCCCCACAGCUCCCCGGGGCUCCACCUUGGCAGCAGAUCCCCAAGCGAGGCCCAGCCACCCAACCGCUGGACGCUAGGCUGUCGGCCGACCCUGAAAGACCUCACGGCAACUCUGCGGCGGGCCAAGUCAUUCACCUGCUCCGAUAAGCCAGCGCCCCGCAGGCUGUUCUCCCAGAGUGCCCUGAAGCAGAGCUGUUCAGAGCUUCUCCUGACCAGCGCUGGGGAUCAUGACGGUGCAGCCUCUGACAGCGAAAUUGGGCGCGCUGGGGAGGAUGCGGGUCUCCCCGUCAUCAUCCAGGACCAGUAUAUUCAAGAAGCCAGGCAGGUCUUUGAGAAGAUCAGCAAGAUUGGAUCCCAGCAUGAGUAUAACUUUGCUUUGGACCAAAGAGACAGUGAAAGCAUGAAAGGCGAAGCAAAUGAUUCAAACACGCCACAAGAGGAAGCCCCGGGAGGGAGCUGUGGGCCAAGCUUGGGGAAAGAGGGCUCUGAAGGAAAGCUGCCUCAUCGGAAAUCGUCCGAAGAGCUCUCAGGCCCUGAAUCCUGCCUAAUGGAUGAAGGCAUCGUGACUGAGCCAGAGAUGAGUCCGGCCUACAGCUAUCUCAGCCCAUCCGGAGCAGCCUGGAAGUCAUCUAAUCAAAGAGGAAGUGAAGGUGGCCAACUGGAGAAGAACAUGGUGCUCCUUCCAAACCACAUUACCAAAGUGAGCAACGAGAAGGCCGCUCCUCCUGACGAGACCCUGCCCAAUAGCAAGAUGUUGGAGGCACCGUCGACUCCUAGUGCCCUCCGACGCCGAAGAAAGUUUCCCUCGGUGGGAAACAAUGGGUCUGAGCCCAGCAGUGGGAGCAAUGGGGAAGCUAGCGGCGAAAAUUACAGAUCCUUGAGCGAUCCCAUGCCCCACCGGAGAUGCUCCAUCACGGAAGACUCCAAGAACUUCUCUGUGGACAGCAACCUCCUGGGUUCGUUGAAUUCCAAGUCUGGCCUCCCGGAGUCCUCAGCGGUAGCCCUGUCCGAAUGCACGGGCAGCGCGGCCAGCGACUUGUCUGUCUGCAGCGAUGGCCUCCGGGAUUACAGCGCCAUGAUCCAAAACAUUGUUAGCCAACCCGGAGCUCUGGACAAAGUGAUCGAUGAGAAGGGGAACGGCAAGACGAUCAAGAAGAAGUCCUUCAGUGACCCCAGCCGCCGGGGAGAGCUGGCCAGCACGGGCUUCGACGGGCCCGGGGAGCCCAUCAGCGAGAUGGAGCAGAGCAUCCCCCCGUCCAGCAGCGAGCCCAUCCUCUCCGAACCCCGGGAUCAGGCGAGGCAGCAGGAAGCGUGCGGGCCGUACUCGCUGUCUGAGCACGUUCUGUCCCCUCUGGAUGACGACUUGGAUGAAGUGGGCCAGAACUAUAGCUUCGACCCCAAGCUGGCCAAAGUCCUGUCCCCCAGGAUCGCCCGCCGGAGCUCCAAGAAGCGCAGCAACCGGGUGAACUGUCAGGAGAGCAGGACCGAAGAGGCCACGCCAUCUCCUGCGGGCCCCACCGGCCUGGGAAGGCCACGGCAGCCCUCCAAGCAUGUGCGCCACACCAGCGAGCCUGCCACCUUCCUCCCCAUCUCCGAUGCCCACCCGCCGGCUUCGCAGCACCAGAACACGCCGGAGCCCUCUCGGCUGCCCGCAAAGCCCUACCAGGUGGCCCAGGCUCCAUCCUUGGAAGACGUCACCAAGCACUACAUGUUGGCGCUCAGUUCAGGGGAGCCCUCCUCUGCCAGUGCUGUGGAUACCCCCAGAUUGUCUCCUGCCACACCCACCUCAACGGAGCCCAAGCUGCCCAGAUGCCCGAAACAUCAUGAAGAACCGAGCAGUGUCGGCACCAGGAGCAAGCCGCAAGUGGACAUGCGGAAACACGUCAUCAUGACCCUCCUGGAUACUGAACAGUCGUACGUGGAGUCUCUUCGGACGCUGAUGCAGGGAUACAUGAAGCCCCUGAAACUGCCCGAAAACUCCAUCCUCUGUGACCCUUCUCUGGUGGACGAGAUCUUCGACCAGAUCCCUGAGCUGCUGCAGCAUCACGAGGAGUUCCUGGAGCAGGUCUCCGAGUGUGUGCAGAACUGGCACGAGAAGCAGAAAGUGGGAGAUGUCCUGGUGCAGCUGUUUUCCAAGGAGAUCUUGGUGACUAUUUACUCGGCCUACAUCGACAAUUUCCUCAACGCCAAGGACGCUGUGAGGAUCGCCAAGGAAGCAAGGCCGGCAUUUAUGAAGUUUCUGGAGCAAAGCAUGAGGGAAAACAAGGAGAAGCAGGCCCUGUCGGACCUCAUGAUCAAGCCGGUGCAGCGGAUCCCGCGAUACGAACUUCUGGUCAAGGACCUGCUGAAGCACACCCCCGAGGACCACCCCGACCACCCCUUCUUGCUCGAAGCCCAGCGGUAUAUCAAGCAAGUGGCCGAGAGGAUCAACAAAGGGAUGAAGAGCGCUGAGGAGGUGGAGAGGAACGCCCGCAUCGUGCAAGAGAUCGAAUCCCAUAUCGAGGGGAUGGAAGACCUUCAGGCCCCACUGCGGCGGUUCUUACGCCAGGAGAUGGUCGUGGAAGUGAAGGUUGCCGGGGGCAAGAAGGACCGCUCCCUUUUCCUCUUCACAGACCUGCUGGUUUGCACCACUCUGAAGCGCAAGUCAGGUUCCCUACGGCGCAGCUCCAUGAGCCUCUAUACGGCCGCCAGCGUGAUCGACACGGCCAGCAAGUACAAGCUGCUCUGGAAAUUGCCCCUGGAAGACGUGGACAUCGUGAAAGGGGCAUCGCAGUCCACCAACCGCGAGAGCAUCCAGAAGGCCAUCUGCCGCUUGGACGAAGACCUCAGCACCCUCGGACAAGUCAGCAAGCUUUCGGAGGCCCUCAGCUUUCCUCAUCAGAACCUGGACGAUGUCAUCAAGGACCUCAUGGCCUCCAUCCACCGCGAGCUGGCCGAGAAGCAGUCGCUGUCAUUCUCCAUGUCCUUUCCGCCCAACAAGAUGGAGCUGACCGCCACCAAGGCCGACGGCACCGAGUCGUACAUCUUUGAGUUCCCCAAUCCGGAUGCGCGCCAUAGCUUUGAGCAAGCCUUUGAGGACACAAAGAAGAAAUUAGCUUCCAACAAAAAUUGCCUGGAUCCGGAGUUUCUGAAGGCGAUCCCCAUCAUGAAGACCAGGAGCGGCAUGCAGUUCUCCUGCGCCUCUCCCAGCCACAGCAACCCCGAGAACGCCCACGAGGUCUGGGUGUGCAACAGCGACGGGUACGUGGGGCAGGUCUGCCUGCUGAGCAUCCAGAAGGAGCCGAUCGUGGAGGCCUGCAUCGCCGUGUGCUCGGCCCGGAUCCUCUGCAUCGCCUCGGUGCCGGGCCUGAAGAGGGCAUUCCGGGAGCGCCCCGUGUCCCUGGCCAGCCCGGCCUCGGAGCCUGCACACGCAGCCCUGGAAGAACCGGUGCCGCAGCAGUGCCUGCACAUCUCCAUUUCUGGGUCCUCUCUGGAGCUCUCGGAGCCGGUCGACAGCGCCCACCGGGAACUUGUUCCCUUUGACAGCGACGACACCGAUGAGGAGUCCUCACCCAGUCCGUCCGGCACCCUUCAGAGCCAGGCCAGCCACUCCACCAUCUCCUCCAGCUUUGGAAAUGAGGAGAUGCCGAGCUGUAAAGAUGCGACAGCUGAGACCACCAGCUCCGAGGAAGAGCAGGACCCUUCGGGCUUCCUUCCCGUCGCCCCCACCUUUGCCCAGAAUAGAAACAGCGAGAGCCCCAUGGACGGGCGGGCGAUGCGGCGGUCGAGCCGAGGGUCGUUCACCAGGGGCAGCCUGGAAGACCUGCUGAGCAUCGACCCCGAGGCCUAUCAGAGCUCCAUGUGGCUGGGGACCGAGGACGGCUGCAUCCACGUCUACCAGUCCUCAGACAAUAUCCGCAACCGGAAGAAUAGCAUGAAGAUGCAACACGCAGCCUCCGUGACUUGCGUUUUGUACCUUGACAACCAGGUGUUCGUAUCGCUGGCCAAUGGAGAGCUCGUUGCCUACCAGAGAGAAGCAGGACGCUUCUGGGACUCCCAGAACUCCAAAUCCCUCUCCUUGGGCUCUCCGGGCAGCCCCAUCACCAAGAUGGCCGCUGUGGGGGGGCGCUUGUGGUGCGGAUGCCAGAAUCGGAUCCUCGUCCUCAACCCGUCCACACUGCAGCAGGAGCACUCCUUCCACAUCGGGCAGGACGGCACCCGCAGCGUGACCUGCAUGGCGAGCUCCGUCGUGGGCGUCUGGAUCACCCUGCAAGGCAGCGCCCAGGUGCGGCUCUACCACCCGGCCAGCCACGACCAGCUGGCGGAAGUGGACGUCACCCCGCCCGUGCACAAGAUGUUGGCAGGGUCCGACGCCAUCAUUCGGCAACACAAGUCCGCCUGCCUGCGCAUCACCGCCCUCCUGGCCUGCAAGGACCUGCUCUGGAUCGGCACCAGCGCCGGCGUGGUGCUGACGCUCUCCAUCGCGGCCAGCCCCGGCGCCCUGAAGGCCCUGCCCCUGCCGGUGGGCCUUUCCCAGGGACACACGGGCCACGUCCGGUUCCUCACGACCAUCGAGCUGCCGGACGGCUUCGACAUCCUCUUUCCCUUGCCCAAGGACCCAGGUGUGGAAAAAUCCAGCGACCUGGAGAAGCGGGACUCGGUGCGGCACCGGCCAGCCAAGUCCAAGAUGCUUGUGAUCAGCGGCGGAGAUGGCUACGAAGACUUCCGGCUCACCAACAGCAGUGAGACGGUGGGACGGGACGACAGCACGAACCACCUGCUUCUCUGGAGGGUCUGAUGCGCCACAGAGCCGGGCCCCCUCUUGGGGAGGGGGGCGAGAGGGGGGGCACACGCCCCACUUCCGUCCUCGCUGUUUACACCGAAUGCUGCUGCUCGUCGCCGUGUUUCAUCUCCCAUCGUGAAUGUCCCGUGCGCCGCACGGUCGCCUGGCGGGUCCGCCGCGCCGAGGGGGCGACACCCUGGGAUGGAUUGUGCACAGACCUUCUCCCCCCGCCUCCAGGACACAAGCCCCUCCGGCUGCGUGUGAGUGUACAGGUGCACACGCCUGCGUGCGUGAGGCUGCCGUGGGAGUCGCGGCCGUCCUGGCACGCCAGGCCCGCCGGAAGGCUCCCGGGGGGACCAGAGCAGCCGCGCGGAAUUCAGCUCUGCUCCGGAAAGGGAGGCCGCUCUGUGCGUGCGUGUCACCCGGUGAGGACCCCCAGCCCCAGCAUCCUGGGCCGUCUCUCCA